This is a messenger RNA of Coniosporium apollinis CBS 100218, 1977 nucleotides long. RefSeq lists its product as uncharacterized. The record is from RefSeq and is a predicted model, not a curated record. The transcript has a single exon. Bases 1 to 1977 code for a protein of 658 amino acids. NCBI's taxonomy places the organism in Eukaryota, Fungi, Ascomycota, Dothideomycetes.
AUGAACUUCCCGUUUUCGGACCACGCUCUCAAGUGCGGACCGUUUCGAUAUGAUACCUCCCACACCCGCCACCGUUCUCGCGCAGACAUACGUCAGCUAGCUGAUCUCGACAAUCUUCCAACUGGUGCAGGGGUUUCGGAAGCGGCGCUCAACGUAUCACCGCCGGAGCAAGUCGCGAAGUGCAUAGCAAGCGGAACAGGCAUGGAGAAGGCGGGCUUGUUUCCAGAUGAUACGCUUGAGCAAAUGGAGCGGACGCUGGAAAAGCACAAAGAAGAAAGCAGACGCUUCGCGGAGACACUGAGUGAAAUCAAAGCAGAAGAUCCGCCGAAAGAGGUCAAAGAGAAAGAGGGGGAGGCUGCAGUCGACACUCAAUCCGAACAGAGCUCCAGGAUGCCCUUCAUCAACAAGCCAUUAACAGGUGGCCAGAGUGAAGUAUCUUGUGGCUCCCCGAUCGAAGACACAUGGUCACGGCAUACAUUUCUCUCAUCGCAGCGGCCCGUGAACGAAGAAGACACAGUCCAAGCCAAACCAAAGGACAAGAUCGAGUCGCAGAACAACGAUGCUAGUCGUGCCUCCACCUCGCAACCCCAGACAAAACCAGGCCCUCUACUCAAAGUCAGCCGACUAAGCGCUCUGAUCCUGCAGCGCUCUCGCGGCGUAAUCCCUGAUGACCACCCCGAACUUGUCAAUCUCGCCAAAAAGUUCGCAGCGAAAUGCAUUGAAGCAAGUCCCGAGUGGAUCCACGAAAUCGUCAGGACGGAAGCCGGUCGGCAAAACAAGAUUCUGGACCUCAUGAACGUCAUGGGUUUGUGUGUAGCGGACAAUGACACGGAAGAGUGGGAGCGCCUCCACAGGCAUCUCACGAUCUCGUUCGAGUGGGGCAAGACAAGGAACGAACUGAUGAGAAAGUACGGGGCGCCCACUGAAGAGCUGAACGUGAAGAUCAGGGAGGCCUUUGCGGGGAUGACCGACGAAGAAAUGCAGAACAAGUAUCCGGGCAUCAGAUCGAUCCCUUUUUUGGGGGAGUCGGCAGCAGAUGAGGCACUGGAAGGCUUGGUGGGGCUGGGGGGUGACCUCAAGGCCGCAGCCGUGUUGUUCAAUGCGCAGAUCGCUGCAAAAAGUGCAUCGAAGACUCCUAAGGUGGCAGAGGGCACGCAACGAGGUCCAGCUGCCGGCGCUGCACCGACCGACCUCCAGCGUCGAGUUAGGCGAGCAGUCAAAGCGGUCAUGAAGUCGGAAGCUGGGGGAUCACGAGCAACAUCCAGCAAAGCAGAGGCCAGCCAAACCAAGACUGCAACGGCUCAGCCGGCUGUGAAGUACGUGGCGGGGACACCAGAGCAUUUACAGGCUGUUGAGGAAGAGCUCUGGCGCGCAGCAACGGAAAGACCACUUUUGAGCCCAUCCGAAUUCAGCCUUGUUUUUAAACAGGCGUCAACGUGGGGGUUGUCGGCGGCAACGCUUCGGGAAGCAGAGGAGACCUAUCAGGAUAGCCUUUCGGGAAUGAUGGACACAGUCAUCCAACGACUGACUCCCAGCCAGCAAGCCGAGAUGGUAAAGUUUGGGAACGGGGAGCCUGGUGCCGUGAGCAAGAGCACACUGGAGGCAGUUCGGGCUAUUAUAAAAGAUGUAGCACCAAUGGAAACGGAAGGAACCCAAGCAGCGACAAAGGCCGAGCCGCCCACGCCGGUUCAAGACACGGCUCCUCAGCUAGGGAUUUCCAGGAUGGUACCCCGAGACUUCUUCAGAUCGGUUCCACUCCACGACCAAUUUUUCUUGGAUGCGCGAUCAUAUUACACCUUGCCCUUUUCAAGAUGGGAUGCGGAGUCGUUGGACUUGAAGUUUUUUGAUACAAUGCGGUAUCUGAAGUUGAAAGAGCACGUCAACCACGCUCGAUGGGAGCUGGAAAUGGAUGCAACUAGGCGGAUUGCAAUGGCGAAGAACAGGAUGACGUCUGCAGGCGUGCCAGGAGGAUGGUAG